AUGAAUGGCCAACAAUGGGGCAAUAGGGUCAUCAAACUCAACCUGGAUACCCGCGAUCUUGACCAAAAGAAAGUCUUUGUCGGAGAUGAAGCAGGUGUACAGGGAAGGUUCCAAGAGGCGAUCGGACAAACCCUUGGAAAAGUCUUUGAAGCUCAAGGACUGGAUAUCCAAUUUGCCGACUUUAAAUGUCUUCCUAAUCUAGGGAACAAAGUCCCUGAUUGUAUCAUGAAGACAUCGACCAAUGAGUUGAAGCUUGUAGGUGAGUUGAAGGUGCCAUGGGUUUCCCAUCGUCAGGCCAGAACCAGCUGCGGUGCUGCCUCAGUCACCUUCGAUGACCACCUCAUGAUUGUCUCUCUUUUCACUUCUUUGAUUUCACUUCUAUUCUUUCUCUCCUUCAACAUGACUGACAUCACUCAGAUUUUCAAAGACACCAAGAUCGCCCUUCCUGGCUCCACAGCUCUCCAGCUGGACGCGAGUACAUGGGUGAUUGACGAGAAGCUCUAUGAGAAUAAAGUCGAUGGGAUGCGCGAGCCUGAUUUUGACCCCGAAGAUCCCCCAUCCGUUUGGGAAGCUAAGUACCUAUGUCACAAUCUCGAAUCCCCCCAUGACCAAGCCUUUAUGAGAGUUUACUGCCAAGGCCCCGACGAGGGAACAGAUUUCCUUUUGCCAGAGAUUCGAGCCCAACAGGCAGAUCCUCAGUACGAAAUGCCGGAAGCCACAGCUCGAAAGGCUUUCAAACAGGCUGGAUGCGGGAGUGUACCGCCACUGCUUGGAUGUGGCCAAUCUGUCCAAGGGGGAUACGGACCUGUACCUGGAGGAUACAUCGCCUAUUUGGUGUGGAAAAAGGUCCCCGGACUGGUCCUUUCUCGGGAACUUUUCUGGUCAUUCAAGCGAUCGGAACGUGACAUCUUUUGUCACAAGUUCCAUCUUGCAUACGCGGAAAUGGUAUCCUGUGGUUGGUGUCCAGGAGGGACGGCCAUUUGGAAGAUCAUAUGGGACCGAGAAACCGCAAUUCUGUGGAUCAAUGGGUUUCGCAGUUCCUUUCCAGCCGAUGACGAGGACAAACUGUGGAAGGAUGAGGCCCUGGUCGCUUUCGAGUUGAUUAAGCCACUGGUACCUGGCUAUUCCGAGAAUUACGCUGAAUGGCAGCGGUGA
Messenger RNA from Penicillium salamii, 1155 nucleotides. NCBI's taxonomy places the organism in Eukaryota, Fungi, Ascomycota, Eurotiomycetes, Eurotiales, Aspergillaceae. The record is from the annotation of a GenBank genome assembly.